Messenger RNA from Blastomyces dermatitidis ER-3, 1602 nucleotides. Its product is annotated as DnaJ domain-containing protein. The transcript is spliced from 2 exons. NCBI's taxonomy places the organism in Eukaryota, Fungi, Ascomycota, Eurotiomycetes, Onygenales, Ajellomycetaceae. Gene Ontology annotation, cellular component: cytoplasm; nucleus. The coding region runs from base 282 to 1259 and encodes 325 amino acids. Gene Ontology annotation, molecular function: heat shock protein binding. The record is from RefSeq and is a predicted model, not a curated record.
AGAUUGCGGGCGACGACGUCAUUGGCACGGAAAUUUUUGCGGAUGAACUAAUUUUCCGCGUUCUGAGGCGCGCGUGUCGCGUUAAAUUGAUUUUACACUGAUAGACCAGGGAACAACAACACUUGAAAUGAAAGGAACGAAGCUACUUUGAUCUGACCUGCUACACUUGAUAUAUAUCCAAUCUCCGAAGCCCACACUAAAAAAAAACCUUUCCAUUUGGGGAAAUAAAUAUCUCAAUUACCUCCAACCACCAUCUAAAAACCAGAAAACAGUUGCUCGCGAUGCCGUCGCAAGCUGACGAACCCGUGCCUGACGAGCCACCAUCCUUAGUCAACCCAUAUGAGGUGCUGGGCGUAGAGGAGAAGGCGACGGCAGAUCAAAUAAAAUCUGCUUACAGGAAGCAAGCUUUAAAACACCAUCCAGACAAAGCAACCCCAGACUCCAAAGAAAACGCUCAUAAAAAAUUCCAAGAAAUUGCCUUCGCCUACGCCAUCCUCUCCGACCCACGCCGCAGACACCGCUACGACACAACAGGAAACACAGCCGAAUCCCUCGACCUCGGAGACGACGACUUCAACUGGGUUGAUUUCUUCCGCGAGCAAUUCUCCGCCGUCAUCUCUGGCGAAGCUAUCGAUAAAAUCAAGCGCGAGUAUCAGGGCUCCGAGGGGGAACGGACGGAUCUGUUAGCCGCCUAUGAGCGGUUCAAGGGCGAUCUGGACAGGGUUUAUGAAGAGAUUAUGCUCAGUAAUGUGCUGGAGGAUGAUGGGCGGUUUCGAGAGAUUAUCGAUGCGGCGAUUGCGGCGGGGGAGGUGAAGGAUUGGCCGAAGUAUUCGCGGGAGACGGAGAAGAAGAGGGCGCAGCGGCUUGCGAAGGCGAGGAGGGAGGCGGAGGAGGCGGAGGAGCUCGUGGAGGAGUUGGGGAUUGGUGAUAAACUAAACAGGAAAAAAGGCCAGGCGAAACAGAAAGGGAAGCAGGAUAGCAUGAGCGAUUUGGCUGCGCUGAUCCACCAGAGGCAGAAGAGCCGCGCGGCUGCGUUCCUGGAUGACAUGGAAGCUAAGUAUGCGCCGUCCUCUGGAUCGAAAGCAGCAGCUGGUAAGGGGAACGGGAGAAAACGGAAAGCUGGGGAGAGGAACGGCAAUGAGCCGCCCGAGGAGGCCUUUCUGGCCACUGCAAAGCGCAAGGCAUCGAAUGAUAAGUCCCGGGAUACGGCGACGGCAACGACGGAGACUAAGGGACGGUCCGCUCGGCGGGGAGCCUAGGGUAGGUCAUAGCCUCACAGGGGGUAUCUCAUUGGAGUGGUGGAUUAUGCAUUGUUUCUGGUUGGUUGUGUUCGUGUGUGCUUUCUUACUGUGAUGCACUCUUUACACCGCCAAUUCGGUUUCCUAUUUAUUUAUUUUUUUUCUUUAAUUCUGUGCUCGUUUGAAGGGUCAGAUUACUAGAUGGAUGUGGAAUUUGCGGUUGAUUUGCUGUCUUUUGACCACAUGGGCUUAAAUACGAGAUAUGAUAGGCGCACUGGGCGGUGGUUCUCUACCCUUCUUUUUUUUUUUUUUUUUUUUUUUUUUUCUCUUAAGAUCUCUGCUGGCUUUGGUUUGUGUACUCUUU